GUCAUUGGGAUAUAUUUCUAAAAACAAAACGGUAUCGGUCUCGUGCAAAACAUAGUGUAAGAUUCUUAACAAACUGCAUCAUACAAAAACGAGAAUACAACAUCUACCGGAAUGUGAUUGCGACGACCUUCUUAAUCUUGGGCCACAUUUUAAGACAAUAUAAAAGACGCCGAAGCUUCAAGAAAAUUCAGUUUUUUACUUCAGUUUUCUUACCGUGAACGUAUAACUUCGUAACAUUUAAACGAGGAAUCAUCAUUUCUCAAUAAGAACCCAAGUAACAGAAAAUAUAUUAAUUUUAUUAAAAAUGGAGUGGAGUGGUUUAGACAAAGUAGCUGUCGUAACUGGUGCCAGUUCUGGUAUUGGUAAAGCCAUUGUUGAAUUACUUGUCUUAAAAGGUUUGAAAGUCAUUGGGCUCGUUCGUCAAAUAGAUGAACUCAACGCACUCGCCGAAGAAUUAAAAUCGAAGCCAGGCAAAUUAUUACCUCUUCAAUGCGAUCUAACGAAUCAAAAUGAAGUCAUGAAAACGAUAGAAUGGAUUGAAAAAAACGUAGGUUUUGCUAACAUAUUGGUAAAUAACGCAGCAUUGAAUCUUGGCACAGGAUUUUUUACGGGUGAAGUAGAAGAUUGGAAGAAAAUAUUUGAUCUUAAUAUUCUUGGUCUUACAUGCAUUACAAAGGAGAUUUUAAAGUUGAUGAAAAAGAAAGGUAUCGAUAAUGGUUGUAUCGUAAACGUAAACGACACAUUUGGAUUGAAAAUUCCAAUGAAUCCUGAACGUCCAGCUUCUCCUGCUUAUAUAUGCAGUAAAUUUGCGCUUACAGCGUUGACGGAGUGUCUUCGUUUAGAAUUGGCACAGCUCGAGUCUAACAUCAAAGUCAUUUCUAUUUGUCCAGGAUUAGUUGAAACCAAAAUGACUCAACAAUGGUUAAAGGAAAAUCCACGUUUGGCUUUGCAACCCAAAGACGUUGCUGAUGCUAUUCUUUUCACAUUGCAAACACCAGAAAAUGUUCUCGUGAAGGAUCUUAUUAUUACACCUCUUCGCGAAAUUUAAGCUCUACAAAUUUCUGUGCUGGAAAAAUGUAGUAAAAAUAAAUAAAAAAGGAAUACGACAAUAGAGUAGGUUUAUAAAAAUGAAUACCAAA
Vespa mandarinia (Asian giant hornet) is the source of this 1139-nucleotide messenger RNA. Its product is annotated as dehydrogenase/reductase SDR family member 11-like. The record is from RefSeq and is a predicted model, not a curated record. Lineage: Eukaryota; Metazoa; Arthropoda; Insecta; Hymenoptera; Vespidae.